GGUUAAGAUAGGCAUGCCUGGCAAACGUAUUUGGCUCGAUUGUGACCCCGGACACGACGACGCAACUGCUAUCUUACUCGCAAUCCAUUCUCCAGGUAUAAACCUCAUCGGCAUCUCAACAGUCCACGGAAACACCGACAUAGACAACACCUUCAAAAACGCUCUUCGAUGUCUAUACGCAUUCGGCGCGCAUCCGGGUAUCCUCGUAUACCGCGGUGCAAGCCAGCCUUUACUCAAAUCAGCCAAACACGAUCCCGAGAUUCACGGGCAUGAUGGUUUGGGCGGGGUCGAGGGCUUACCAAGUUUCGACACCUUCGACUUUGCCGACAACUACAAAGAUGAUAACGAAGAUAGAACGAAUGAUAAGGACUUGCAUGUCCAGGCGAUCCGAGGACGACUACAAGACAGCCUUGAGAAGGGAGGGAGAGCGACUGAGGGUAUGGCUAAAGCUGUACAAAACGCGAUUCAAGAAGGCGAAAAGCUAACGAUCGUAUCUACCGGUCCGAUGACGAACAUCGCGCUCUUCGUGAGUGUGUACCCCGAUUUACUAGAUGGAGUCGAGGAGUUCGUCUUCAUGGGCGGAGGAGUCGGGCAGGGAAACCGGUCUGCUGUUGCUGAGUAUAACAUAUUAUGCGACCCCGAAGCGGCCCAAAUCGUGCUCAACGUGCCUACAAAGAAGACAAUGAUACCCAUAAACGUCACACAUACGGCUAUAGUCACCAAGAGCGUGCAUGCAGCGCUUCUCGAUCCUUCCACAAAAUCUCCCACUACCGCUUCGUCGGAACUACACCUCCCAUCACCUCAAACACCCCUCCGCCACACACUCUCCACACUCCUCACCUUCUUCUCCUCAACUUAUGCAUCCACAUUCGGCUUCACCUCCGGCCCUCCCUUACACGACGCACUAACCAUCUUCUACCUCUCCCAUCCUCAGUGCUUUAGAGUUAAGAGAAGGAGAGUGGACGUAGAGUUGAAGGGGGAGUUGACGUGUGGGGAGACUGUUGUUGAUUUGUUUGGAUAUUGGAAAGCGGGUAAUAAGUGGGGAAGAGAAGGAAGGAAUUGUUUGGUUGCUGAAUGGGUGGAUGUAGAAGCGUUCUUUAAGUUUUUCUUAGAGUGUGUCGAACGAUGCGACACAGUGUCUCCACUUAACAAGCAAUAA
This is a messenger RNA of Fomitiporia mediterranea MF3/22, 1159 nucleotides long. RefSeq names its product uridine nucleosidase. Gene Ontology annotation, molecular function: purine nucleosidase activity. Gene Ontology annotation, biological process: purine nucleoside catabolic process. NCBI's taxonomy places the organism in Eukaryota, Fungi, Basidiomycota, Agaricomycetes, Hymenochaetales, Hymenochaetaceae. The record is from RefSeq and is a predicted model, not a curated record. Gene Ontology annotation, cellular component: cytosol. The transcript has 9 exons. Bases 14 to 1159 code for a protein of 381 amino acids.